Messenger RNA from Osmerus eperlanus (European smelt), 1783 nucleotides. It is a transcript of the gene fhl2a, whose product is annotated as four and a half LIM domains 2a. Gene Ontology annotation, cellular component: nucleus; Z disc. The record is from RefSeq and is a predicted model, not a curated record. NCBI's taxonomy places the organism in Eukaryota, Metazoa, Chordata, Actinopteri, Osmeriformes, Osmeridae. Gene Ontology annotation, molecular function: transcription coregulator activity. The transcript has 6 exons. The coding region runs from base 188 to 1027 and encodes 279 amino acids.
GUCGUGUGUUUGGGACACUGGGGACUUACACUCUCACACACACACACACACACACACAAAGACAGUCAUCGCUGGUCUUCACAGAGCGACCGUCGGGGAAAACAGUUGAGGAUAAGCAGAGGUCUUACCAGGGGCAGAACUGUUAACAGCUGCAGUUUGAGCAGAGUGGACCAGUCCAACAGCCAGGAUGACAGAGCGCUACGACUGCCACUACUGCAAGGAGUCCCUGUUUGGGAAGAAGUAUGUUCUCCGGGAGGAGAACCCCUACUGUGUGAAGUGUUACGAGAGCCUCUACUCCAACACCUGUGAAGACUGCAAGAAGCCCAUCGGAUGCAACACCAGGGACCUGUCCUAUAAGGACCGCCACUGGCACGAGGACUGUUUCCAGUGCUUCCAGUGUAAACGCUCCCUGGUGGACAAGCCCUUCUCCACCAAGGAUGACCAGCUGCUCUGCACAGAGUGCUACUCCAACGAGUAUUCCUCCAAGUGCCAUGAGUGCAAGAAGACCAUCAUGCCUGGCUCCAGGAAGAUGGAGCACAAGGGGAACAGCUGGCAUGAGACCUGCUUCACAUGCCAGCGCUGCCAGCAGCCCAUCGGCACCAAGAGCUUCAUCCCCAAGGAGAAUAACAACUUCUGUGUGCCCUGCUACGAGAAGCAGUUUGCCAUGCAGUGUGUGCAGUGCAAGAAGCCAAUCACCACUGGGGGGGUGACCUACCGAGAGCAGCCCUGGCACAAAGACUGCUUCCUGUGUACCAGUUGCAAGCAGCAGCUGUCAGGCCAGCGUUUCACCUCUCGAGACGACUUUGCCUACUGCCUCAACUGCUUCUGCAACCUGUACGCCAAGAAGUGUGCCUCUUGCACCACCCCCAUCAGCGGUCUGGGAGGCAGUAAGUACAUCUCCUUCGAGGAGCGCCAAUGGCACAACGACUGCUUCAACUGUAAGAAGUGCUCCGUGUCCCUGGUGGGGCGUGGCUUCCUCACCGAGCGCGACGACAUCCUGUGCCCGGAGUGCGGCAAAGAUAUCUGAUUGGGGUGGCAAUAAACGGCCGAUGGUUGUGAUUGGUCACUUUUGAUUCGGUCAGAGAGGAUCUAUGAGUACGCAAACCCAGAGCAAAAAGCUCCAGUACCGCUACAACUCUGCCUGGCUGCCUGACUGUCUGGAUGACAAAGCAGACACAGGCUGCUAGAACUAACUAACCCGUUUAGCUAAUAUGAAUUACAGUAACCUAACCUGUGACUAUAUUUGACUGUCAGAGUGCAACAUCUUCUGCAAAAUCUUGCUUCUUGCAUGUAAAGGCUUGAUAAUCUAUACAUAUCCAUUUGGCGUUUUGAGGUGCAUGAGUGUCUGAUGUGAUAAUCAAUUAUAUACAGAUAUGAAAUAUAUAUUCAGAGUUUAUAUAAAUAUAUAUGUAUGCUAUACAGGUGGUGUGUUUGGAAGAGCAGAAACCGUGGAGUUCCAAAGUGAAUGUGAAAUCCCGAUGUGAACCAGGCUUAUAAAAGGGCUACAUUAAAGGGUUCAAAAGAUCCACAUUUGAGCCAUGUUGCCAGUCUUUAAGGAACUAAAAUAAAUGAAUAGUACAAACAAGUACACAGAAACUUAAAUUGGAGUUUUGUCAAGAUUGUUUUUGCUUUAAAGAUCUUACCUUAAUAAAAGCUGGUACCAGAACAUACUGUGUAAACAAUUGAGCAAAUCAAAACCUCAAAGAUAUACACUGUCACAAGGGAACCCUAUAUCAAGUCUGUGUGCCUCAAAUUCAAAUAAAGUACUUUAAAAAGAACCAAA